UCAUUUUUUUCCCCUGCUGGUAGCGAGAUUGCAGAGAAAGAUUGAACUGUCAGAAGUAGUACCAACUGUUGGCAUUCCUCCACUUCACCUUCCCAUAUUUUCCCCCCUUCUCCCUUUCUUUCUGCCUUGUGCAUAGCUGUGGUUAACCAUGCGAUGGGGGAGCCAUUUCCACUACAGUGAGUUCAUCAUUCUUAGAGGCAAGAGGGAAAACAUGGGAUUAGCAAGAAGUGUCAGUAAAGGGGAAUCCUCCUUAGCAUGCUGACAGAUUGUCUUCAGUCAGUUCCCUUCCUUGACAGAGCUACAGGAAUCAGCAUGAGAUUAGUGGGAUUUCUUCUCAAGGUAAUGGGGUGGCAUGGCAAGGGUGCUAAGUUACCAUCAGAAUAACACUAGUACUACAUCUCUCCUUUUAAACGCCCACUGGUACUAUCUGUCCCCUUUUAAGUGUCCAUUGGGUUUGCUCCAGGCUGGGUAUUGGUAGUUAUAACAGAAUUGUGAAGUGAUUGAUUCAUCCUCCCCAUGCAUCCUCCUUAAUUCCUGUUCCCUGCCUAGCCAAAUGGCUCCCUGCCGGAUGAAGAAAGGUGUGUGAGAAAGCAAGAGCCAAGGGACACCAUGGGGGUGGACUUCGACGUGAAGACUUUCUGCCACAACCUGCGGGCAACCAAGCCACCCUACGAAUGUCCUGUGGACACCUGCCGCAAAAUCUACAAGAGCUACAGUGGCAUCGAGUACCAUCUCUACCACUACGACCAUGACAAUCCACCGCCACCCCAAAACACCCCUCUGCGCAAGCACAAAAAGAAAGGCCGGCACGGCCGCGCAACCAACAAGCAGUCGCCCAGCCCCUCCGAGACUUCGCAGUCCCCAGGGCGGGACGUUAUGACUUACGCGCAAGCUCAGCGCAUGGUAGAGGUGGAUCUGCAUGGCCGCGUGCAUCGCAUCAGCAUUUUCGAUAACUUGGAUGUGGUGUCCGAGGACGAUGAGACUCCCGAGGAGGCCCCGGAGAACAACAGCAACAAGGAGAACACGGAAACGCCCUCGGUGGCUCCCAAAGCCGGAAAGCACAAGAACAAGGAGAAACGCAAGGAUUCCAACCACCACCACCAUCACCACAGUGCCUCAGCUGGCAACACACCUAAGCUUCCCGAGGCUGUGUACCGAGAGCUGGACCAGGAUACCCCCGAUGCCCCACCUCGCCCCACUUCUUAUUACAGAUACAUUGAGAAGUCAGCAGAAGAGCUGGAUGAGGAGGUUGAGUACGACAUGGAUGAGGAAGAUUACAUCUGGUUGGACAUUAUGAACGAACGUCGGAAGACAGAAGGUGUCAGCCCUAUUCCUCAGGAGAUCUUUGAAUAUCUAAUGGACCGGCUAGAGAAGGAAUCCUAUUUUGAGAGUCACAACAAAGGUGACCCAAAUGCCUUGGUAGACGAGGAUGCCGUCUGUUGCAUUUGCAACGACGGGGAAUGUCAGAAUAGCAACGUCAUCCUUUUUUGUGACAUGUGUAACUUGGCUGUGCACCAGGAAUGCUAUGGGGUCCCUUACAUCCCAGAAGGCCAGUGGCUGUGCCGCCGCUGCUUGCAGUCGCCUUCCAGGGCCGUGGACUGCGCCCUGUGUCCAAACAAAGGCGGCGCCUUCAAACAGACGGACGAUGGCCGUUGGGCCCAUGUGGUGUGUGCCCUCUGGAUCCCCGAGGUCUGUUUUGCGAACACGGUGUUCCUGGAGCCCAUAGACAGCAUAGAACACAUCCCACCAGCCCGCUGGAAGCUGACCUGUUACAUCUGCAAGCAGCGAGGCUCUGGGGCCUGCAUACAGUGCCACAAAGCUAACUGCUACACAGCCUUCCACGUUACCUGUGCUCAGCAGGCUGGGCUCUACAUGAAAAUGGAGCCUGUCCGAGAAACGGGGGCCAACGGCACUUCGUUUAGUGUCCGGAAGACAGCUUACUGUGACAUCCACACGCCGCCCGGCUCAAUGCGACGCUUGCCUGCCCUCUCCCAUAGCGAAGGGGAGGAAGAAGAAGAGGAGGAAGAAGAGGAUGGGAAAAGCUGGAGCUCAGAGAAGGUGAAAAGGGCCAAGGCUAAAUCCCGGAUCAAAAUGAAGAAGGCAAGGAAAAUCCUGGCUGAAAAGAGAGCAGCUGCCCCGGUGGUGUCAGUGCCCUGUAUACCUCCCCACAGGCUUAGUAAGAUCACCAACCGCUUGACCCUUCAGCGAAAGAGUCAGUUCAUGCAGAGGUUGCACAGUUAUUGGACUCUGAAGAGGCAAUCCCGCAAUGGAGUCCCCUUGUUGCGGCGACUCCAAACGCACUUGCAGUCACAUAGGAACUGUGAACAAGGAAGGCCGGCUCCUCCUCCUCCAGUGGCCAAGACUGAGCAGCGAGAUAACACAGAGGAUAAGAACUGGGCCUUGAAAGAGCAGCUGAAGUCCUGGCAGCGCCUCCGCCACGACCUGGAACGAGCGCGCUUGCUGGUGGAGUUAAUUCGCAAGCGGGAGAAGCUCAAGAGAGAGACGAUUAAAAUCCAGCAAGUGGCCCUGGAGGUGCAGCUGACUCCGUUCCUCAUCCUCCUGCGCCGGACCCUCGAGCAGCUCCAGGAGAAGGACACGGGCAACAUCUUCAGCCAGCCGGUCCCGCUGUCUGAGGUAACAGAACUCUACGAAGUCCCAGAUUACCUGGACCACAUCAAGAAACCAAUGGACUUCUACACAAUGAAGCAGAAGCUGGAGGCCUAUCGCUACCUGAACCUGGAUGAGUUUGAGGAGGACUUCAACUUGAUAGUCAGCAACUGCUUGAAGUACAAUGCCAAAGACACCAUCUUCUACCGGGCAGCUGUUCGGUUGCGGGAACAAGGGGGUGCAGUGCUGCGACAAGCACGCCGGCAAGCUGAGAAGAUGGGCAUUGACUUUGAGACCGGCAUGCACUUCCCCAUGGCUGGGGAGGAGGCUCCUCUGCGAAGCACCGAGAACGAUGAGGAGCGGCUGCUGCUGUCAGAAAACCAAAAGCACUUGCCUCUGGAAGACCAGCUGAACCUCCUGCUCGAGCGUCUGCCCGAGGUGAGCGCCGGGAAGCAAAGCGUGAGCCGCUGCCGGCAAAUCAAGAUGAUCAAGAAGGAGAUCACCGCCUUGCGGCGCAAGCUGGCACACCAGCGGGAGACAGGGAGGGAUGGGCACGGCCACUUGCCACACAUCAUUCUGCCGACCCAUAACCCCUGCGAGAAGGACCCUCAAACCGACAGCGCCGCUGAGGAGAGCAGCAGCCAAGAAACCAGCAAAGGCCUUGGCCCCAAUUCCUCCUCCACCCCAGCACACGAAGUCGGCAGGAGAACAUCGGUGCUCUUCUCCAAGAAGAAUCCCAAAACCGCCGUGCCCCCAAAGCGUCCUGGGCGCCCCCCCAAGAAUCGUGACAGUCAGCUGGCUGCAGGUCACGGGAACAGCCCCGUGGGGCCGCCUCAGCUCCCGAUCAUGGGAUCCCAGCGGCAGCGUAAGCGGGUGAGGAGCCCACGCCCCAGUUCCAGCUCCGACAGCGACAGCGACAAAUCGGUGGAGGAUGCUCCGAUUGGACGGAAAACGAGUCCUAUUCGGUGGGGACCGGCCGAGGUGUGGGCCAUGGCAUAGUCCGGAAGAGUAUCAGCCGAUCAGCCGGGUGGCUCUCUGAAGAUGAAGAUUCUCCUUUGGAUGCCUUGGACUUAGUGUGGGCCAAAUGCCGGGGUUACCCAUCAUAUCCAGCUUUGGCAAUGGCUGCCCCGCACCAAACUCGUGCCCCUCGGCGUAAACCAGGACCUGGAUAAGGAGAAGAUGCUGGAAGGCCGCAAGUCCAACAUCCGCAAGUCUGUCCAGAUUGCCUAUCACCGAGCCAUGCAGCACCGGAACAAGGUGCAAGGAGAGCAGACCAGCGACUCCAGCGAGAGCGACUGACCCUCCGAGGGGCUCCCGCCCUGGGUGCUCACUCAGUGCAGCUGGACUGUACGGGAGAAGGGAGCAGGGAGCUCCAGCCUUGGGAAGCCUGGCUGCUGCAGGAACACGCACAGAGCACCCAACCGCUCCUCCAGUGUGCUGGGCACACCCACAGAGCACUGUGCCCUUCACGUGGGCAAAGCCUACCUCUUGUGCCAGCCUGCCCUUCCUUGUUCCAUGCCUGGAAUUGCCCUGACCAGCUGCACGAGCAAUACCCAGCUGCCUGCAUAGCUCCUAUGGGCAGUACCCUAACCCUCUGGGUCUUAAGGCUCUAGACUUUUGUAAGAUACUGUAUCAUAGUGGGAGAAUGUAAAUUAUUUGGGCUGCUCCGUACACCUACCCCUCCCAACAUACAGAGUCUGGCCCCCGUUUCCCUGCAUCAUAGCACCUGUCCAGAUCUAUCAGCCUUUCCUUGGCCCAGCCCUACCGUCACUCUGCAGAGCAGGGCCACCGUCUUCUCACUUGCACAUUUUGAUACUAUAGCUUUUUGGACUCUGCCUGACCCCUCCCCGCCCUC
Molecule: messenger RNA, 4462 nt
Organism: Thamnophis sirtalis
Lineage: Eukaryota; Metazoa; Chordata; Lepidosauria; Squamata; Natricidae
Source: RefSeq, a predicted model, not a curated record